AUGGCUGCCGCGAAAGAUGCAAAGUCGAAUGCUUCGAAGAUGCACCGCCGUUCGCGCACAGGUUGUUACACUUGCCGUUUGCGCCGAAAGAAGUGUGACGAGGGAAAGCCCGGCUGUAAAGCAUGCAACCACUUGGGUGUUUCUUGUGUUUACAAACGUCCCAUGUGGUGGAGCAACACUACCAAGCGAGCAGAACAGAAAGAAAUGGUCAAAGAAAGGAUUAAGUUGACGCAAAAUGCCAAAAAGGCAAAAGACGCAAGCACACCUCCUCCAAGUCUCUGCAAGACUGAGACUUUCUCUGAUUCGAAACCUCCAUCGCGAACACCGUCUGUUUGCACGCCGUAUGCUCCUGAGAUCAGCUUCAAGCAAGUCUCGCCAGAAGAUUAUUUUGCUCUUCCACCACCAGAGAUACUAAUGUCUCAUCCGCCUCAUCCUAUGUUUUCUCCUUAUGAAGUGGAUAUCAAGACUGAACGCCAGAUCUUCAUCAAUGACGUUCCGACUCGACGAGACUCGACUAUCUCAACUUUCAGCACAUUUCAGCCACCGAUGGGAUCAAGUUGUCAAGGCCUUGCUCCAGAGAGCUGGGUUCAGCAAGACUACUUUGAGAUGCAACAAGAAUCGUUUACUGAAGAGCCGGUCAACUUCGACUUCUUCGAUCUGCCCCAUGAAAAGCCCGCACCGAAUCACGAGACCAUCAUCGAGGUAGAUGAAGUUGACAAGCCAUUACUGAAUCAUUUCAUACAAAAGGUUUCGAAGCUCAUCUUCCCAAUCCUUGACGCCAACCAGCACAGUUCUACUCGUUCGGACAUCAUCCUGCCCGCGCUCGAAACUAACAAGAGCUAUCUUCAUUGCUGCUUGAGUGUUUCCGGCCUCCACAAGAAGUCUACCGAGGACGUUCCCUCAGAAGAGAUCGAUGAGCACAUCUUGCGACACCGCUAUGCAGCGAUAUCUGAGCUCUGUGCCGCAUUGAACGAAGACAAGAACCAUGCCCAGAUCCUUGAAGCCACUCUCGGCAUGAUUUUCUUCCAGUGCUCUGUCGGCCGACCAACAGACUCGAUCCCCGAUAUACCUUGGCACCAACACUUCCAAGCUGCGGCUGACCUUGUUGAUCGACUUGAGCUUCCCACUACGGUAGUUAGUGCCAUGCAAUGUGGAGACGUGUCGCGUCCCCCAUUCAACAUGGCCCUCACGGCUUGGAUUGACAUUCUCGGAGCAACCAUGCUUGGACGCUACCCAAGGUUUGCUGAUACCUAUCGCGAUCUCAACAUCGGAAAAGGUAGCGCGGGACUGUCAGAGCUCAUGGGCUGCGACGACAAAAUCAUGUUUCUAAUUUCGGAGAUUGCUUGUCUCGAAGCUCACAAGCUUGAAGGCAUGGAUGAUCUAGUGCUCUGCGACUAUGUCAAGAUCCUCGGCCACAGCAUUGGCUAUUGCGAGCCAGGACCCGGUGCGGUCAAGAGCGCGUUCUCGGGCACUGGAGCCAUCAAGCCCAAACAGCUCAGCAUCAAUGUGACGGCUGCUUUCAUGUACGCCGCACGCAUCUACCUCUGCUCUUUGGUACCUGGCUUCCGACUUGACGACCACAAUGUGACGAAUCUGGUCAACGCUUUCUGUGAAGUCAUGGAGUACAUUCCGGCUGGACCGGAGGGGCACGACCGUUCAUUGGUGUGGCCACUACUCGUUGUUGGCUCGGUGUCGUUGCCCACAUCGACAUUUCGCAGCAUGUUUGGAGAGCGCUGUUCGCGACUUGGAGAAGCAGCCAACUUUGGGUCAUUCGGUCGUAUUCAUGAGCUCUUCAAGGAUGUGUGGAUGUUGGUCGACAGCGCGGCAGCAUUGGGAAGCUACCAGAGCAUCUCCUGGAGAGAUGUGAUGGCACAGAAGGGAUGGGACUUCUUGUUGAUUUGA
Molecule: messenger RNA, 1902 nt
Organism: Aureobasidium melanogenum CBS 110374
Lineage: Eukaryota; Fungi; Ascomycota; Dothideomycetes; Dothideales; Saccotheciaceae
Exons: 2
Coding region: 1-1902 (633 amino acids)
Biological process (GO): positive regulation of transcription by RNA polymerase II
Cellular component (GO): nucleus
Molecular function (GO): DNA-binding transcription factor activity, RNA polymerase II-specific; zinc ion binding; transcription cis-regulatory region binding
Source: RefSeq, a predicted model, not a curated record